Molecule: messenger RNA, 2577 nt
Organism: Vicia villosa (hairy vetch)
Lineage: Eukaryota; Viridiplantae; Streptophyta; Magnoliopsida; Fabales; Fabaceae
Product: ETHYLENE INSENSITIVE 3-like 1 protein
Exons: 2
Coding region: 312-2207 (631 amino acids)
Cellular component (GO): nucleus
Molecular function (GO): DNA binding; DNA-binding transcription factor activity
Source: RefSeq, a predicted model, not a curated record
CCACCCUCUGUCUCAUGUCUUUUUUCUAACUCUCUCUCUUUCUCUCUCUUUCUUCUCACCUUCUUCUCCUCCUUUUCCAUCUCUAUAUCUUCCAUUUCUCCAAAUUUCCCCACCUUUAUUGACCUUUGGUCACUGCUCUCAAAUACCCAUUUCUCUAUUUUCUGGUUUAAAGGUUUGAGAAAAGGUUGAUAACUCGUUGACUUGAGUUGGUGUUUAGAGGUAAACAAGGGUGAAUUUGAAACCUAAUUUACAGGUUGAAGCUGAUUUUUCUGGAAAUUUGGAUAUCUUUAGAGGUGUUUUCCUGAGAAAAGAUGAUGAUGUUUGAUGACAUGGGGUUUUGUGGUGAUUUGGAUAUGUUCUGUGGUACACUUGGGGAAGGGGAUAUUUCUGUCAGGCAAACUGAGCCGGAUUCGGUAGUUGAGGAUGAUUAUAGUGAUGAAGAAAUGGAUGUCGAUGAGCUUGAACGAAGGAUGUGGAGGGACAAAAUGCGUCUCAAGCGAUUGAAAGAACAAACCAAGGCUAAAGAAGGGAUCGAUGCUGCAAAAGCAAGGCAGUCUCAAGAACAGGCGAGGAGGAAAAAGAUGUCAAGAGCUCAAGAUGGAAUAUUGAAGUACAUGCUGAAAAUGAUGGAGGUCUGUAAGGCACAAGGAUUCGUUUACGGGAUAAUUCCUGAGAAAGGAAAACCAGUGACUGGAGCAUCUGACAAUCUUCGUGAAUGGUGGAAGGAUAAGGUUAGGUUUGAUAGGAACGGUCCGGCUGCCAUAGCCAAAUAUCAAGUGGAUAACGCAAUUCCGGGGAAGAAUGAUGGCUGCAAUUCCAUCGGUCCAACUCCUCAUACCUUACAAGAAUUACAGGACACAACGUUAGGUUCUCUCUUAUCAGCUCUUAUGCAGCACUGUGAUCCUCCUCAGAGGCGUUUCCCGUUAGAGAAGGGUGUUCCUCCGCCAUGGUGGCCAAGCGGUAACGAAGAGUGGUGGCCCCAAAUUGGUUUACCUAAAGAUCAAGGUCCUCCACCUUACAAGAAACCUCAUGACCUGAAAAAAGCUUGGAAAGUUGGUGUUUUAACAGCAGUUAUCAAGCAUAUGUCUCCUGAUAUAGCCAAGAUUCGCAAGCUCGUGAGGCAGUCCAAAUGCCUUCAAGAUAAAAUGACAGCUAAAGAAAGUGCUACUUGGCUGGCCAUCAUCAAUCAAGAGGAAUCCUUGGCUCGAGAGCUUUAUCCCGAAUACUGCCCUCCGAUAUCUUCUGGUGGAGGCAGCGGUUCUAUGGUCAUCAAUGAUUGCAGCGAGUAUGAUGUUGAUGGGGCUGAGGAUGAGUCCAACUUUGAUGUGGAGGACCGAAAACCCGAGAAUCUUCAUCCAUCCACUCUUGGGAUGGAAAGAAUGAGGGGAAUGUUUUCGGUUCAGCAACCUUCUCCAAUCAAGGGAGAGGUUGUCACCAACUUGGAUUUCAUUCGGAAGAGGAAGAUCUCUAGCGACUUCAACAUAAUGAUGGAUCACAAAAUCUACACAUGUGAAUACCCUCAAUGCCCUUACAACGAAGUUCGCCUUGCUUUUCAAGAUAGGCCUUCUAGGGACAAUCAUCAAUUGAAUUGUCCACAUAGAAUCGGUUCUGCAGACUAUGGCGGCCCUAAUUUUCAUGCUACCGAGGUUAAGCCGGUUAUUUUCCCCCAAAGCUUUGUUCAACCCAAUUCUGCAGCUCAGCCUACUAGUCUGGUUCCACCUAGUCUGAUUCCACCUUCAUUUGAUUUAACUGGACUCGGGGUUUCAGAGGACAGCCAGAAAAUGAUCAGUGACCUUAUGUCAGUCUAUGACACAAAUAUCAUAGGAAACAAGAAUGCAAGUUCAACCAAUUGCGUAACCGUCGGAAAUCAAAACCUUUCCCAGCACAACAUUCAGCAACAACAGCAGCACAACAUUCAGCAGCAACAACAGGAGAAUUUCUUUUCAAGUCAAGGAAUGGUGAUGGAAGCAGCAAACUUCUUUACUCGCGAGGAAAGUCAAAGUCAAUUCGACCGAUUCAAAGCCGUAAAUGCUCCUUUCGACAACAACCAGCACCACCACAACAACAACAAUAACCUCCAUUUCAUGAUGGGCUCUCCCUGUGAUUUGGCAUCCUUUGAUUUUAGGGAGGAUAUUCAGCAACUACAAGGAGUAGUAGGAAUGGAUAAUCUUCCCAAACAACCAGAUGGUCCAAUAUGGUUCAACUGAAAACGACAAGUGGAAGUAAAACUUGUGUACCAAAUGGCUUUUUUUUAUUGUGUCAUUAAAAAGGGAUAGUCACACACACUCACUCUUAUCAUGUGAAACUCCCUUGACUCAAAAAUCAAAGGUAGUUUAGUUUACUGCAUUUUUCUUCACAUGUAAUCGUUUAGGUCUAUAGAUAUUAUAAUGCUUGUCAGGUCUUGUUCUGGUAUGUGGCAAUAAAUCAUGUGGAUGUUAUGUUUCCAUAAUGUAACAAACCAACCAACCCUCUUGUGUUUUCACCACUCUUAGCUCUAUUAUAUUGUUGUUACUUCACUAUAUCAUAUUAUAUGUACUUCUGUGAUAUAAAUAAGAUUUUGUUAUAAUCUCUUAUAAA